Molecule: messenger RNA, 2703 nt
Organism: Xylona heveae TC161
Lineage: Eukaryota; Fungi; Ascomycota; Xylonomycetes; Xylonales; Xylonaceae
Product: TFP11-domain-containing protein
Exons: 3
Coding region: 108-2642 (844 amino acids)
Biological process (GO): spliceosomal complex disassembly
Cellular component (GO): U2-type post-mRNA release spliceosomal complex
Molecular function (GO): nucleic acid binding
Source: RefSeq, a predicted model, not a curated record
CGGCGAGAGCGAGCAACUACCUACCUUUCUUGAGCUUGAUUUUGAAGCGUUUUGACGGAGGGCACUGGCUCGUCAGAGCUUUCGUCGCUGACUCCAAUUUCUAAAUUAUGGCCAGCUACGGAUAUGGAUCGUCUUCAGAAUCCUCUGCAGGCGAAGGCGAAGACCUUCUUUUCCCUACGACGGACCCACGCGAAGAAGAGUUCCUCGGACAUCGGCGCAAGCGACGACGAACUGGCCGUGACGCAAAGGAGAGUGCAGCAUUAGGUGUCUUUGGUUCCGAAAGUGAGGACGACGAUCGGCCAGGUCAGCGAUGGAAGCAAAAGAAUUUGCGCGGGCAGGGACUUGGAUUCGUGAAGCCUGGUGGUGCCGAAGACAAGGACGACAACGACAACAACAAGAACAACGAGGACGAUGAAAUGGCUUACGAAUAUGGAGAUGAUGAAGAUGCAGGAGAAGAAGAUAUAGCAUCAAAUGGAUUGGGAUCCGCGCCGAGGGGCCUGGGAUGGCAGACACCCGCGGGCGAAGCACCUUCAGCCUCAACGCCACUCGGCCGAGGAUUUGUCCCGUCAUCGGCCAAAGAGCCAGUCCUCGAUUUCGCACCGCCGGCAGACGAAGAAGAACAAGUCCCCAAGAUAGUUCGACCGUCCUAUAGCUCGCCUGCUCCUAGCGGUCGUGGUCGCUCUCGUGGGGAUACCUCCGGCCAACCUCCGGCCAACCCGAAUUCUUUCGCUGCUAGAAUGAUGGCUAAGAUGGGUUAUAAGGCUGGCCAAGGUUUGGGUGCGCAAGGACAAGGUAUCCUGGCGCCAGUUGAGACAAAGCUACGGCCGCAGGGCGUUGGACUGGGCGCGGUGAGGGAGAAGACUGAGCAGGCCAAGCAGGAAGCGCGAAGGGAAGCCGAGAGGCGAGGAGAGACCUACGAAGAAUAUUCCUCGGAAGAGGAGCGAAAGCAACGCAGGAGACAAAAGAAAGAAGGAAAAGCUAGUGGAAGUGCUUGCCUGAGACUCAAUCAGAAGUUGGGAAAAUCGCAGUCAGGGCUCGCCGGGAGCUGGAGGCUUUUGCCGAUGAAUGGAACGGAAAGCGAGCUCAGCCGGGAAAUUGACGAGGAGCAGGAGGAGACCCGCGUUGUGAAGGGGAUUACUGGAAUAGUACAAUCCUUACAAGAGCUUGAAAUUGAACGACCAAGUGGAUUGAACGAACCUCCCGACCUAAAGGCCCGCUGGGAAGAAGUUGUCACCAAGCUGGAAAUUUUAGAGUUUGAGUUUGGGAACGAGAUUGACAACUAUGGUCUCUCAGAAGUUGCCGUGGCUGCGGUCCACCCUCUAUUCCGCUUGGAAAUUGAGCAUUGGGAUCCACUGGAGAAUCCGAUGCACUUUGUUUCUCAUAUACGACGUCUGCGCAAAAUCUUAGGGGUAAAACCCAACGCCAACGGAGACUCUGUCGCCCUAUUAGACGAGAGUUAUGCGGUACCACGUCACAGCAAAUACACGAGUUUCUAUGAGACCAUGAUAUAUUCGUUAUGGCUUCCAAGAAUACGCUCAGUCAUUACAAAUGAUUGGGACGUUCACGACCCAACACCCGUAAUUUCCCUUCUCGAAGCUUGGAAGGACAUCUUGCCUUCAUUCGUAUACCACAGCGUCGUUGAUCAAAUUAUUGUCCAGAAGCUGACAGGCGCUGUGAACGACUGGAAUCCUCGCGUCAGCCACAAGAAACGACGACACGCGCAUCCUCCCCACGUUUGGCUCUUUCCGUGGCUUCAAUACCUAGAUGAGGAUCACGUCGAUCCGCGGAGCUCCACUGGAUUGUUGGCUAAUGUUAAGCGGAAGUUCCGUGUUGUUCUCGACACAUGGGACUUGUCCAAGGGCGUCGUGGAUGGCCUUCAAAAUUGGCGUGAAGUUCUCCGUGGGGAAUUGGACCACGUUCUCGUUCGGCAUCUUCUUCCUCGCUUGGCACUUCUUCUCCAGACAAGUCUCGAAAUUGAUCCCUCUGAUCAAGACUUGACCGCACUCGAGCUGGUUCUUGCUUGGAACGAUUUCUUUAAGCCAAGUGUGAUGGGUCAGCUCCUCAUUAGCGAAUUCUUCCCGAAAUGGCACAAUAUUUUGCAUCUUUGGCUGACCUCAGAGCCUAAUUACGAGGAAGUGGGUCAGUGGUUCUCAUGGUGGAAGGGCCGUUUCCCGGAAGAGAUCAACGGCGUCAAGGCUGUGGCUGCUGAGUGGGAAAAGGGCUUGGAGAUGAUGAAUCACGCUCUGGAUCUUGGUGAGCGUGCUCGCGAUGAGUUGCCUGCCCCAAGUGCGGGGCCUGCCCGUCCGAUUCGCGAGCCAGAGGCCGUCCCUGCUCCUGCACAAGCAGCAAGAGAAGCCAGACCGUCUGGUGCCACUGCCCCGGCCGGUGCGGAGGAGGCUACUUUCCGUGAUGUGGUCGAGGCUUGGUGUACCGAAGAAAAUCUGCUUAUGAUGCCGCUUCGUGAGGCGCACGAACAGACUGGUCUACCUCUCUUCCGCAUCACCGCCAGUGCCAAUGGCAAGGGAGGCGUACUGGUCUAUCUCAAGGGUGACGUAGUCUGGGCUCAAAACAAGAAAAACCGGAGUUUAUGGGAACCUGCUGGCUUGGAAGAGGCUUUGGUGGAAAGAGCGGAAGGUAAAUAAAUCAUCGGUUGGCUCUGGCGCAUGGCAGGUGGUUUUGUACAUGUAGGAAAAUUUCGUGGUA